AGCGCUGAUUGGCUGGAGGGAUAAGCGUCCUGGGCGCUGACUGGCGGGAAGGAGGUUGUGGCGCCAGAGAAAAGCAGGGAGUCCGCCGCCACCUUGGCGCGGCUACCUGUCGUGAGGUGUGGGGCGAGCCGCCACCAAGAUGUGGAAUAGCGGAUUUGAAAGCUAUAGCACCUCCAGCUUUGGGGGAGCCGGCGGCUACACGCAGACCCCAGGGGGCUUCGGAUCGCCGACCGCUUCUCAGGCCGAAAAGAAAUCGAGAGCCCGAGCCCAGCACAUCGUACCCUGUACCAUAUCUCAGCUGCUUUCUGCUACUCUGGUUGAUGAAGUGUUCAAAAUUGGAAAUGUUGAGAUCUCACAGGUCAUUAUUGUGGGAAUAAUCAGACAUGCUGAGAAGGCUCCUACUAAUAUUGUUUAUAAAAUAGAUGACAUGACAGCUGCACCAAUGGAUGUUCGCCAGUGGGUUGAUACAGAUGACGCCAGUGGAGAAAACACUGUGGUUCCUCCAGAAACAUAUGUGAAAGUGGCUGGACACCUACGGUCUUUCCAGAACAAAAAGAGCCUGGUAGCCUUUAAGAUUAUUCCCCUGGAAGACAUGAAUGAGUUCACCGCACAUAUUCUGGAAGUAGUCAAUGCACACAUGAUGCUGAGCAAAUCCCACAGCCAGCCUUCAGCAAGCAGAGCAUCUAUCGGCAACUCAGGAAUGAAUGAAACAGGAAACUUUGGGAAUAACUUCAUACCAGCAAAUGGCCUUACUGUGACCCAAAACCAGGUGCUGAAUUUGAUAAAGGCUUGCCCAAGACCCGAAGGACUGAAUUUUCAGGAUCUCAGGAGCCAGCUCCAGCACAUGCCUAUAGCUACAAUCAAGCAAGCAGUGGAUUUUCUGAGCAACGAGGGUCACAUUUAUUCUACUGUGGAUGAUGAUCACUUUAAAUCCACAGAUGCGGAGUAAUUGGAUCUCACUGGCUACCCAAGAUGCUUCAGCUGGACCUGUUUUCAUAAUCUGCUAUCUCUGGCUAUGUGUUUGGCCACAUGACUUCUAGAAAGGUUACAUCUAUAGGAGAUCACAAUUGAUGUCCUUUUGAAACUUAUUGCUCUUCCCUCUCCUCUCCCUCUCCUCCCUCUCCCUCCCUCCCUCCCUCCCUCCCUCCCUCCUCCCUCUCUC
Molecule: messenger RNA, 1162 nt
Organism: Jaculus jaculus (lesser Egyptian jerboa)
Lineage: Eukaryota; Metazoa; Chordata; Mammalia; Rodentia; Dipodidae
Gene: Rpa2
Product: replication protein A2
Exons: 9
Coding region: 140-949 (269 amino acids)
Biological process (GO): nucleotide-excision repair; double-strand break repair via homologous recombination; DNA replication
Cellular component (GO): site of double-strand break; chromosome, telomeric region; nucleus
Molecular function (GO): DNA binding
Source: RefSeq, a predicted model, not a curated record